CAUUCGUUCACAUCCAUCUUCACCUUCGCUCUCGACGACGGCCUCUCCUCUCCCUCGUCACGACCUCUCUACACCCCACGAUCGCUUCUCGUUCACGACCUCUCUUGCCUGUCCUUUCGUUCCGAUCCCCUUCUCCGAUGUGCGCCGUGUAACCGUCCGCAUAUCCGCGAAGAAGCAUUCGACGUCCACUCGUUUCAUCCGUCUGCCCUCUCCUCCUCUGCCGACUCCCAAUCUGAUCCAGACAACCUCGCCGAGAUGUUUUCCGGCUUCUUCUCACGCGCUGCGGCUGCGCUACUUCUCGGAGGCCAUCUUGCGUCGGCUAUCGACCUUGAUCUCAACUCGCCAGAUUCGAUCAAGAAUGCCGCUGCAACUAUCGCCUAUGAUAUGAUGACAUACUACAAGGGAAAUCAGUCCGGAGGGAUUCCUGGCGUGCUGCCUGGGCCUCCCCCGAAUCCAACCUGGGGAUACUACUGGUGGGAAUCUGGUGCGAUGUGGGGAGCACUGAUCGACUAUUGGCAUUACACGGGCGAUACUUCAUACAACGAUGUCAUCGAGCAGGGAAUCCAGUUCCAGGUUGGUGAACACGACGAUAUGAUGCCUUCGAAUUGGUCGCAGUCCAUGGGUAACGAUGAUCAAGCCUUCUGGGGAAUGACCGCCAUGUUAGCCGCCGAGACGAACUUUCAGAACCCCCCACCGAACCAGCCGUCGUGGCUCUCGUUGGCGCAGGCAGUCUUCAAUACCCAGGCCGUCAGACCGGAUAACACAUGUGGUGGAGGAUUGCGUUGGCAAGUCUAUCCUUACCUCACUGGUUAUGAUUACAAGAACUCCAUUGCCAAUGGCUGCUUCUUCAAUAUUGGUGCACGUCUCGCCAGGUACACUGGCAACGAUAGUUACGCUCAACAUGUCGAAGUGAUCUGGGAUUGGAUCAGGAGUGUUGGGUUGAUGGACGAGGACUACAGAAUUUACGAUGGUGCCCAUAUCGAAACCAACUGCACGGAUAUCAACAAGGUCCAGUUCUCCUACAAUAUGGCCGUAUGGACCCUGGGCGCUGCAAACAUGUACAACUAUACAAAUGGCAGUGAAAUCUGGAAAGGACGAUUGGACGGACUCAUCAAUUCGACAUUGGACACCUUCUUCCCCAAUGGCAUCGCUUACGAAGUCGCCUGCGAGCCCAAGCUCACCUGCACAACGGAUAUGUACAGCUUUAAAUCCUACCUAACCCGCUGGCUCGCCACAACGACCCAGCUGGCUCCUUACACGUACGAUACCAUCAUGCCUGUGCUCAAGACCUCAGCAGUUGCAGCGGCGAAGCAGUGUUCGGGUGGCGCAAAUGGCCGGAUGUGUGGACUGAGUUGGUCGAAAGGAACAGAUUGGGAUGGGACGCAAGGUGUAGGUCAAGAGAUGGCCGCCAUGUCAGUCAUUAUCACGAAUAUGAUACCCUUCGUCCAUGUCGCGCCCCCGGUCACCAACCAAACAGGUGGAACGAGUGUUGGUAAUCCCAACGCCGGCUCUCAGAGCGUAGAGAACCCGGCGGCGAUCUCACCUCCGACAACGGGUGCGAAGGCCGGCGCGGGCAUCCUCACGACCUUCGUGCUCCUGGGAGUCACGGGCAUGUUCGGAUGGAUGAGCGUCUAAUACCGUGGCGUUCUCAACUCCCCACAGCUGUUUUAUUUAUUACCUUCUCUCUCUGUCGGUGGGGUGUAGGUAGACAAGGGCUUGUCUGAAAAUGUGACAUGGAUUAAUUGGGGGUCUUAGGUGGUGGGUAAUAUUAAAAUGGGAAGGGCGGCCGGAGGGGGAAUCUCAUUUUUAUUGUCAUGCAGUACUCAAGUCUCGUACGUGGCGUGGCAUUGCUACAUUGAAUCCCAUUCGAGAUUUGGAGAGGAGUUUCGGGGUUCAGGAUGGCGGGUUUGACGAGGCACAUGACGAUGGACGGUUCACCGAGCGUGUC
Molecule: messenger RNA, 1948 nt
Organism: Amorphotheca resinae ATCC 22711
Lineage: Eukaryota; Fungi; Ascomycota; Leotiomycetes; Helotiales; Amorphothecaceae
Product: glycoside hydrolase family 76 protein
Exons: 5
Coding region: 256-1635 (459 amino acids)
Biological process (GO): fungal-type cell wall biogenesis; carbohydrate catabolic process
Molecular function (GO): mannan endo-1,6-alpha-mannosidase activity
Source: RefSeq, a predicted model, not a curated record